UAGAAGUCUUUACUAACUGGCCUGGAGGAACCGAGCCUCUGGCAGAGCUGGAGUGAUCUUGGACUGGUCUCGCAACUUUCUAGGUUUGGGCAGACAAGCUGAUCAGAAGAGGCGACAUGGCUGUUGUGGGCUGCACGAAAUGCAUAAAAUAUAUGUUAUUCUUCUUUAAUUUUAUUUUCUGGCUGGCCGGCGGUGUGAUCUUAGGAGUGGCUCUCUGGUUACGCCAUGACAAUCAAACCAGCAACCUGCUCAUACUCCAGUUUGACGGCCAGCAGGCACCAGGCACCUUUUACAUCAGUGUGUACAUACUGAUCGCUGUUGGAGCUGUGAUGAUGCUUGUGGGCUUCCUCGGAUGUUACGGCGCCAUACAGGAAUCCCAGUGCCUGCUUGGGACAUUCUUCUUCUUUUUGGUCAUUCUGUUUGCGUGUGAAGUGGCUGCAGUAUUCUGGGGUUUCAUGAACAAAGACACUAUCUCCAAAGAGCUGAUCAACUUCUACGACUCGGCGUACAUCAAGGCUGUGGACAUCACGGGGUCCCCCAGUAAAGACGCUGCCAUCAAAGUGAUGGAUGUUUUCCACAAAACACUCGACUGCUGCGGCAAAGGAGACGACACUCCUCUCUUCAAACAAAUCGCUACCACCUUGUGUCCCGGAAAAACUCAAGAGGAUUUCCUGAGCUCCCAGAGCUGCCACGACAAGCUGACCCUGCUGUUCUCCGAGAAGCUCUACCUCAUCGGCCUGGCUGCGUUGACGGUUGCUGUCAUCAUGAUCUUCGAGAUGAUCUUCACCAUGGUGCUCUGCUGCGGGAUCCGAAACAGCCCGGGAGUUUACUAGAGGCUCCUCGAGCAGCCGCAGUCCAGCGAUUCUGUGCAUCCCCUCUUUUUAGCAUAGGACAGAUGAUUCUUCAUUAAUUUUAGACUAGAAGUUGUUUCUAUUGUGUUAAUAUAUCAACAUUAAUCUUUAAGUAAUUUAGUUCUAGUGUGCCGAGACAGUUCAUGUUUUUUCUUACGUAGAAUAUUGUGGGAAUCAUUUCUCCGUUGUUGGCUGAUUCUGUUUUUAUGGAUGUAUAAAUUGUACAUAUACGUGUCACAUGUUAAUAACAGUUAGGAGGGUCGAGUGUUUAUGUUGACAGUGUUUUUAUUUAAGCACCAGGGAUUGUGUGAUCAGCAGCUUCAGGUUGUCUCUUCAUCCAGCGUGAGGAACCAUCUCACCGUCUCCUCUACGAGCAUGUUGUAAGAGUUUCUAAUAAAUGAUGCCACCUCUCUUCUACUUGUAGUUCCCAUUAUUCUUUUGUCCUUUGGCUGUAAAUCGCGAGGAAUAAUUUAACAAACUCAAAGAUGCUCAAAAAGGCUCAUUAAAGCAUGGAGCUGCUUCCAGUCUUGAACCAGGUUUUCUGUAUUUGCUGUGAGCUGCCACAGAGAGGCGCUGCCCUCUGAAGCUCCCGCUCCCCCAGCACUGCCGCCACGCCCGCCCCCAC
Messenger RNA from Cololabis saira (Pacific saury), 1476 nucleotides. Its product is annotated as CD81 antigen-like. The record is from RefSeq and is a predicted model, not a curated record. The transcript has 8 exons. Gene Ontology annotation, cellular component: membrane. Bases 117 to 833 code for a protein of 238 amino acids. Lineage: Eukaryota; Metazoa; Chordata; Actinopteri; Beloniformes; Belonidae.